Molecule: messenger RNA, 4929 nt
Organism: Heterocephalus glaber (naked mole-rat)
Lineage: Eukaryota; Metazoa; Chordata; Mammalia; Rodentia; Bathyergidae
Gene: Prrt3
Product: proline rich transmembrane protein 3
Source: RefSeq, a predicted model, not a curated record
GCAAGCGCAAGGACCCAAGUUCAAUCCCCGGUACCAAAAAAAACCAAUAAUGCGUGUUGGGUGUGUGGCAAGGCUGCCAGCAGGGUGAUACUCAGUGCACUCAGCAUGGACCACCACCCUCCCUAUAGCUGGAUCCUCCCCCCACCAUGGGGUCUCCAGGAUGGAGUAGAGACUCCUGACCCACUCUUGUGCCUGUGCCUCCUGCUGAUGUUCACCUCCACUGCCAUCCUCCUCUUUCCAUAGAUCGGCUUUCACCCUACCCUCUGGCUGGGAUCCUAAUUGCUCUGGCUUUUGUCUAGGAUCUCAGAAUGCUGCCAGUGGGCAGCUGGGAAACACAAUAACACAAUGAGACCAGCAGUGAACAGUGCUGAGACAACCUGGCACCCGCCCUCCUUGAGCAACUGGGAAGGGACCAGGUCAACUCUGAGCUCCAGGGGACUUACAUCCCAAAGAGGGCUCACCAGUGUCCUGGGACAGGAGAGAGGUGGCUGGGACUCUCCCACCCACAGCAACUGCCCACACAGGGGAGGAGGACGCUGUCAGGAAGAGAUACCAUGUGCUGGUUUAAAGAGGAUGGAGCUAGUAGGUUUUGCCUUCCACUGUUCCCAUCAUGUAUCCUAUAAAGCAAAGCAUUGAUCCAGAAUAGCACACAUAGUGUGAUCACACUUGUGUGAAAGAACAUAUUCACGUGUGUUUUUGCAAGCAAAGGGAAUAAGGCAGUGAUCACAGUUGGUACAUCUGGGAGGGCAGAGUUGGAGAGGCCACCAGUAAGACAGCUUUCUUCCUGAACAUUUCUGUGCUGCGUGAAUUUUUUUGUGUGUGCUACAUGAAUUAAGACAAUCAGCAUAUGUCAUUUUUACAAUUCAUAUGACUAAAGCUCUUUGUUUUCUGUUUUUUGAGACAGUGUCUCAUUAUGUAGUUUAGGCUGGCCUUGAACUCAUAGCAAUCCUCCUACCUCAGCCUCCCAAAUGCUGGGAUUGCAGGUGUGCACCAACACACCAGCUAACAACUAAAGCUUGAAUAACAAUCUACCCUGGAACAAUCUACCUUUCUCCAGGCCACUGAGUGAAGGCUUUGGUGGCACAUCCAUUGCUCCUGCUCAUGCCCCUGAGUAGGCUGAGCUUAGUGAUGGAUUCCGCAGGUUAGAAACUGCCUGAACAGGGACCCGGCGUCUGACCUGAGGAUGAGAACCAUAGCUCCAGCCACAGCUCAGCCAAGGCUUGAUCCGCUGGGCGGCCUGUGCAUCAGCACAGACGCCAGAGGGGCCUGCGAGAUAGUUCCUCUCUGCAAAAAGCUGGAGACAACCUAAGUCUCAGCCAAGAAGAAGGGAUAGUGAAAACUACUAGCUGACCCUACUCUGGAAUUCUCAACAACAUAUGCAGGAAAGAAAGUACAUCUGUGGGUAUUUGCAGAGGAAAUGGGCCAGGAUAUAUUGUGAAGUGCGGAGAGAAAAGGCAAGCUAUAAAAACUGCAAAUACAGCAUACUCUAAUUUCCAUAUAACACAUGGAAACAUAAUUUUCCAUAUAACUGCACUGAAAGACAUCCGAAGGACACACGUGAAGCUGUAGGCGGGAUGUGCCCACGGGUGCGCGCGCGCGCGCGCGCGUGUCCCCCUGUGAGGAUGCAUAUACAUAGGAGUGAGCUCCUCGUCACAUGAGCCCCUGAGGGAGCUCACAGGAACCCCAGCCCUCACCUGUCUUUAGGUUCAUCCAGUGAGGACUGGCAUUUGCAGGCCCUGCACCAGACACUGAAAUAAACCAUGGCACCCCAUCCAUGGGGCCACCUCCUGCUGCUGUUGCUGCUGCCAUUCCUCGGGACCAGCUCCACCCUGGGCAGGGGUCUUUCCAGGCCCCUCAAAGACACAGAACCCCAACUCAUCCCAGAAGCCCACACCAAGGACUCUGAGCCCCAAACCUCUGACUUCCUGUGGCAGAACUCUAGACACUCUGGUAGCCCCCAGGUCCAUGCUGCAGGUCCCCAGAGGCCUGCAGACUCUCCCCUGGGCCCAGCCCUGCCUGGACCCCAUGCAGCCCCUGGGGCUCAGGGAGUGCAGCUCCCCAUGACUGACAACCUCCAGCUGGCUCGAGAGCCUAAUUCUCCGGGCUGGAUGGGAUCCCCCAACACUCAGGAGCCUUGGGAGCAAGACACACCUAUCCCCCUCCCAGUGGGUGCCCCCCACCUUAAGGUUACCCCCACACCUCCCAGCCUCCAAGUUAGGCCACCCACAGUCCCUCCUGCCCCCUGGGAGCCCCAAGCCCCAGUGGGGCAGCACCCACCUAGAGAUGGGGAUCCCAAGGCCAAACCUAAGACUGGGACCCCUCAGGCUUCUCCCUCAGACCCUCACCACACACUCACCACACUGCAGGACCCUCACCACACUCUCCUGCCCCAGGCAAGCACAGUCAGAGAGCCAGUGAUGGGAAGACAGGGCAGGCAUAAGGGUGACUCCCAGGAGGCUGCCAAAGGCCGCCCUUCCACCCAGGAGGACCCAGAGGUCCCUGAUGCUAGCCCUGGGCCCGCUGACCCCAGGGCCCAGCCAGACCUGGCACUGGCUGGAAGCCUUCCUCUCACAGAGGAGCUGCCACCUGAACCCCCUAAGGCCGGUGCUGGAGACACCUGGGACAUCAGCUCCCCAGCCCCCCAGCCCAAGCAGAUGGACCCUCCUGAUAUCAAGGGUUCCCAAGGACCCCAUUCCACAAAUGCUACAGCCUCAGAUACUCUGGAUGGGCAGGUGAAGCCAGAGACAGCAGUGAUGAAUGGAGCAGAACCCAUCUCCCCGCAGCGGGUGAGAGGAGCGGUGGGAGCCCCAGGAACCCCCAAGUCCCUCGUCCCUGGCCUCUCAGACCCUGGCCCAGACACAAACGGAACAGAGAGCCCUGUGAGGGUCCUGCAGCCAGAUGAAGCCGAGGAGUGGCCCCGGCGGCCCCAAAGCCAUCCCCCAGCACCCCCAGUCCAGGCCCCCUCAACAUCUCGCCGAGGCCUCAUUCGCGUCACUACCCAGCGAGCCCUGGGCCAGCCACUAGCUCCGGAGCCUUCGGCCAGCUCCACCGCCUCUGCCCCAGCUUCCAGCCCCCCAGCCAACGCCACCGCACCCCCCCUGCGCUGGGGGGCCCUGCGGCGGGUGCUGAGCUUUUCCUGGGAGCUGCACGUCUACGGAGUGGGGGUGCUCUUCUUGCUGCCCGCGUUAUUAGCCCUCGUCACGCUGGCCGCAGCCAUGGCCGGGCCCCGGCUGGCGCUAGUGGCCGCUGCGCUGGUGCUCCUGGCCUCGGGGCUGCGCUCGACGUACAUGCUCACCGACCCUUACGGCUCGAAAGCGCGGCUGGGCGUGCGCGCUGGCCUGGUGCUCUACAACCUGCCCUUCCCCUUGCUGCUCACGGCCCUGGGAGCCCUGACCCUACUUGGUCUGGGCUCGGGGCUGCCGCUCCCGCUUCAGAAGCCCCCGCUGCUAGGGGCCUUGGCGCUGGUGCACGUCGCGGGGCUGCUCGCUGCAGACCUGUUGUCUUCGCGGCCUGUGCUCAACCUCCUGGUGCAGGGCCUGUCAUGCGCCUGGGGCGCGUCCCUGGCCUUGGGCACGCUCUGCCUGUGCCGGCGUCGCCUGCUGGAUCCGCCACGCGUCUGGGACACCAGCCCAGGCCCGCGCCUACUGGCGGUGGCAGGCUCGCUGGGGCUGUUGGCCAGCGGCCUGCAGCUGGCGGCUGCGCUCUGGCUGUACCCCGGCCCCAGCCGGGUGGGCCGCUUCUCGUGGGCCUGGUGGGGCGUGCACUUCUGGCUGCGCCUGCUGGAGCUGACCUGGGCGCUGGCGCUGGCGCUGUCCGCUGUAGCCGCCGCGCGCCCCCGGCCGCCCACCGAGCACGCCUGCUGGGCGAAGCUGCUGCGCCUGGCGUGCCCUGCGCCGCCGGGCAAGACCGAGGUGCCAGACCGCCCCAACAACUGCUAUGCUGGCCCCAGUGGCCUCGGCCAGGGCGGCCUGAACAUCAGCAAGAGCCUCAUCCGCAACUCGGCAGAAGGGGGGCCGCCGGCCACUCGUAGCUCGGGAGCUUGGGGCUCAGCUGUGUCGCUCGGACGCGGCCCACCAGGUGGCCCGGGACGGUCCCGCAGCAGCGUGGGGCCGGUGCCGUCGCUGUCCCUGAGCGAGCUGGACCUUCAGCCGCCGUCGCCCAUCAACCUGAGUCGGAGCAUCGACGCCGCGCUCUUCCGAGAGCACCUGGUACGGGACAGCGUGUUCCGGCGCUGCGGGCUGCGCGGCCUGGCCUCCCCACCGCCCGGGGGCGCGCUGCGGGCCCGCCGGGGCAGCCAGCCGGAUGCCCAGACGGAAGCGGGGUCGGUGCUGCACCACACACGCUGCCGCUCGCUCAGCGACCUUCGCGGCCCGGGGCCACAGCGCGCUGCGGACAAGACUGACCAGGCGGGGCCUUCCGGGAGCUCCCUGGACAGCUUCUCCCGGGGCUCGCUCAAGAUCAGCUGGAACCCGUGGCGGCACGGGCUAUCGUCCGUGGACAGUCUGCCCCUGGAGGAGCUGCCCAGCACGGUGCAGCUCCUGCUCACCCCGGCCCUGGCCCGGCACGGGGAUCCCCGGUCCGAGGUCCCACCACGCAGCAAAGCCGGGGACUCCCGCAGCGCCUCCAGCGACACCAUAGAGCUCUGAGCCGGCUUGGGGUAAGGCCCGCAGGACAGCCGAGCUUUACACACUGGCCCACUACAGCCCCGAAACAGCCAGGCGGGAACCCACAAUCCAGCUUUUCUUUUUUAAAUAUCUCUAUUUUUUUCAGCAGGUAUUGUACUCAGAGGCCGUGAUUUACACGGAACACAGGGUGAAGGGCAUGGAUUUGGGCAUGGGGAACAGGGACCACGAGACUACCGGGUAUGGAGAGGUGCCAGCUCGUCCAGACUGUCCUCUUUGUGCCAAAGAAAUAAACCCAUAACGUUUG